This is a messenger RNA of Manduca sexta (tobacco hornworm), 2851 nucleotides long. RefSeq lists its product as uncharacterized. The transcript has a single exon. Bases 290 to 1726 code for a protein of 478 amino acids. The record is from RefSeq and is a predicted model, not a curated record. Lineage: Eukaryota; Metazoa; Arthropoda; Insecta; Lepidoptera; Sphingidae.
GAGCAAGGAUCAUCACUAGGGCGACGCCAUUUUCGCUUUGAAUUUGACUCUUCUCUGUGUCGUUACACGAAAAUAUUAAGUUUCAUAAACAAAUAACAUUUAUUUAUCAUUUAUAAGUCGCCAUAUAUUAAUUAUUAUGAAUAAUGCAAGGUGUAAAACAUAAGUUUUGUGAAUUCAACCAAAUACCUGUGACAAUUUUACAUGCGCGGGAAAUGUGACUGCGUCUGAUAUCAUUCCUGUGAAUUUUAUCUCAAAUUAUUUAAAAUUUCUGCAUAAAUAACUUUUUACAAUGAUACCUACUAAAACCCGAAGAUACAAAGGCUUGAAGUUGCCAAAAAACUUAGAACGUGCAUACAAAGAAGGAAAAUGUCGUGAGUGUGCUGUUGUGUUAACCCGAAUGGACUUUGCCAAGAUACUGGGCAAAUUUACUAAAGUAAAAAUCCAAUAUGAAGUGCGUAGUACUCCUAAAGUAAGAUCUAAUGAAAUACCUAGAUUAAGAUGUCACGAAAAUGGUUUGGUACACAAGAACAAUAAUGAACAAAAACCUCCCAAGGAUGUCAGCAGCUUGAGGAAAUCAAAAACAAGCGACACUUUUACACCGAAUUCUAUAAACAAUGUGUUAAAAGAAAAUAAUAGGAUUAAGACACCUAUAAUAAAAGAUAAAAAUUCCAAUUAUGCAAAUAAAGCAACCGUUGAAUCCGAUUACAAGCAAUUUGCCAUUGUGUUCACCACCCCUACUGUUAAUGAUAAUAAUGAAAUUAAAAGUGAUAUAACCCUGGUGGAAUUGCUACCUAAUAUUGAUGAUACUAUACUGCCCUCUGAAGAUUGGUGCAUAGAUUACUUUCCCAAAAAUGAUGAGCCAAAGGAUGAUAAAGUGUAUGAUCGAAUAGCAGCAGAACUAGAGGACUUAAUGAACAGUGGAAAACCACUUGUAAAGUCUGAUGACAAGGCUGAUGAUUUUCCUUCAAUCAUGGACAUACUCAAUGACAAUGGGUCUGGUGUAUGUAAGCCCAAUGAUCAGGUUGGGCCUAUUGACUUCAAACCGGACUUGGAGUCUAAUGAUGUGGAGGCUAUGCUACUUGGCAAGUCAAAUGAGGAAACAAAAUCAACAGAGCCAACUCCUAUGGAUGUUGACAAUCAUGACAUGAGUAGUUUGAUUCCUGAUGUUGAUCAAUUUAAUGUUAUUCAACCUGUCGUUCCAACUAGUCCCAAUUUAACAGAGCCUGUGAAUAAUGAAGUCAUUGAAAAUCCUCACAGUCCAUCAAUACUUGAUGAGGCCCUUCAGAAAGGCAUUGAAGAACAUCUCCCACCAAGUAACCUCAAUGAGGUUACUCAACCGGAAGAAAACAAAGAAAAGAAUGAAACUGUGAAAACAGAUGAUGACAUACCACAAACCUGCAUAAACCCUAUUGCGAAUCCAGAACUAGAUUCUAGUAAAGAAAUGGAAACAAAUCAAAACCAAUUUACUAAAGAUAAAUGUGUUAAAAAUAGUACAUUAGCUUCUAAAGCUGCUAUUAUAGCACAAGUAGUGUUUAAAAAGACAAUAGAUGGUAAAUGCCAAAAAUCAGUUACAUUUAUGAAAAAUUUAAAAUACACUGUGGAAAUACACGGGAAAUCUAUUGAGUUCCUCGGAGCUCCUAAAUCUAUUUCAAGUUUGAAAGAUUUACAAAUUCUAUUACAAAUAGUAAAUGAAAGUGAACUGAAAAGUUUCAAUGUAUUGCAAUAAGCAAAUUAAAGACAUCUCAGUUUUAUUAUUAAUGUGACAAAGGUAUAAACAAUUUUCAUUUUUAAUAUUGUAAAAUUAUAUAGUGCCUCUAAAAACUGUAUAGGUAUCCAAUACCUUGUGUAAUAUAAUAAUAGUUAAUUCCCUAUGAUGCAAGUGCCGGAACCAGAGAAGUUUCACAGUACCAUAUAAGUCUAUAAUAUUGGGAAAAAUAAUGUUAUACUAUCAAAUGUUAAUUAAUGACUGAUGUAAUUUAUUAGAGGUACAGAAAUACAUAUGUAUUUUACAUAAAAUGAAAAUAUUAUUGAAAUUAGUGGUAUAAAUCAUUAUUUUUAAUGUUACUUAAUAUUUAAAUUUAUUUUAGUUUUAGUUAAUUAUAUGAACUUCAUAUUUUUCUUUGAGGCAAUAUUUUUCUUAUUUAUGAAUAUUCUGAGAACUGCACUAGAAAAUUAAAUUCUUUUGCUUGAUAACAUGGGUACACUAACAAAAUUCCAUAGCGAACUAGAUUUGUGCAGUUAUUCCCAAUCUAUCAAUUUAAUUUUCUAAAUGUUAUUUCAUAUUUUACAAAAUGUGCCCAAACUACAAAGAACUCCUGAAGAGAAUGAAACCAAUAAGAGUUCUUGAGUGUUUUAACCAUUUGAUAGUGUUAUAUUGUCUAUUUUGAAGUAAAUUGCUUAUUACAUAGAGGUAAUUUAAUUCAAUUACUAUUAAUCGCCCUAAUACUAAAAUAUAUAAAGCCUUACCUACCAAAAUUUAAUGUAUUUAAAAAUGGCGCUUUCUUGAGGUGUAUUAUGUCACAGAUAAAAAAAAAACUAUAGCUACCUACUUUCCUGGUAACUAAAUAUGGUGCAACAGUAAUGGGUAUUACAUCUCAAAGAAUAGGUAAUGAAUUCACCUAAUAUUCUACUAAAAUAUGAUUAAAGAUUCACUGAUUUUGUUUAUCAUACAUCAGAAAAAAUAUUAGGAUAGGUCAAGAAAAAAAAAUAUAAGAAAACUUAGAGGGAGCCUAGAUGUAUGAUGAAUCAAUUCGAACUUUUUUUAUUUAACUUGUCUGCUCUUAUAAUUGUGAUGCAUUUCUAAUAUUUGCAAAUGGAGCCUAAAUAAAACACACAUACACACACAAUGAAA